Molecule: messenger RNA, 800 nt
Organism: Lotus japonicus
Lineage: Eukaryota; Viridiplantae; Streptophyta; Magnoliopsida; Fabales; Fabaceae
Product: GPI-anchored protein LLG3-like
Exons: 3
Coding region: 78-536 (152 amino acids)
Source: RefSeq, a predicted model, not a curated record
AUAAAAAAAAAGAAGCUCCCCUGAAACCAGAAAGAAAUUUUGAAAACAAAGAAAAAGGGGUGAGAGUGAAAGAGAAAAUGGGUUCAAAUGCAUUCUUCUCUUUCAUUCUUUCUGUUUUCCUCCUAGCCACAUUGGCCUCUGCUUCCACCUUCAUUUCAAAUGACAUAUUUCAGUCUGAGACAUCCAGGGGACGUACCCUCCUACAAGCUGAUCAGAAACCCUGUUCAGUUAUGUUUGAGUACGAGAACUACUCAGUCCUAACAAGCCAAUGCAAGGGACCAAAUUACCCAGCUAGAGUAUGCUGUGAGGCAUUCAAGCAAUUUGCUUGCCCCUAUACAGAAGUGAUCAAUGAUCUAAGCACUGAUUGUGCUGCAUCUAUGUUUGAUUGGAUAUAUAUCUAUGGCAAAUACCCCGCUGGCUUGUUUUAUAAGAACUGCAAAGAAGGGAAGGAAGGUCUUGAUUGCAGAAGUGUACAACCACACCACGGUCAUCAUCGCCUAGGCGGUCAUCAUCGUCGCGGAGGUCAUCAUGGCUAAGAUCCAAAUUUAACAAUAAAGAGCUUUAAGUGUACGAGGAUCUCUUAUACUGCGAAUGAUUGGUUUUAGGCCGCUAGCUCUUUUUUCUUUGUUUUAAACUUGUGUGUUUUUGGAAUGACUACAAGUCUUGUCACUCUUUGAGUGUUAGACUUGAUUUUGAUCUAAAACUAUAUGUAAACUCAUGCUAUGCAUGUGCAAAAAAUGUGUUAUGAGGAUGCAAGUUCCAGACAAGUCCCAUAUACAAUAUUUAAGCAAGUUCAUUGA